CUUACGCUUUGCUCGUGGUGCACUGUUUCAAGCCCUUGCAGGCAAUAGUGUCCUCUUGGCAUUAAAUGACGGCCACGAGGGUUGACGUACUCAUCGCUUGUUGGGAGCAGUGCCCCGGCUUUGCUCGUCCCUCAAGCUCCGUUGGUGCUUCUGGGAAGUGCUGUGCUGUUGAAGGCUCGUUUAUGGAAAGUGUUACGUUUUAAACGAUUGUUUGCGUUAAUGCGCUGCGAGAACUAAGUGCACAGCGUGUGAAAAGGUGCUGAAAUACACAGUGUCCUCCGGGCUGAGUUUUUCCCUGCUGCUGGUCCAUUUUUGUCCUCAGAGCUGCGUUCCUCCGAGUCGCCUGCACUGCAGCACCUUGCUGAGCUCCAGCCCAGCCCUCUGUCCCUUCCUGCAGUCCGUGGGGAAGGACCAUGGCCGACACUGGGGAGGGGAAGAAGGAGGAAGCUGAUUAUAAAAGACUUCACAGCUUCCCGCUGAUUAGGCACACGGACAUGCCGGAGGAGAUGCGCGUAGAGGCCAUGGAGCUGUGCGUCACGGCGUGUGAGAAGUACGCCACCAACAACGAGAGUGCUGCCAAGAUGAUCAAAGAGAUGAUGGACAAGAAGUUUGGCUCCUCCUGGCACGUGGUGAUCGGGGAAGGCUUUGGCUUUGAGAUCACGCACGAGGUGAAGAAUCUGCUGUACAUGUUCUUCGGUGGCAGCCUGGCUGUGUGUGUCUGGAAGUGCUCCUGACGUCUGGCCAGCUCCCAGACCCGCUGCGUACAAGAGAUUUCUUCCUCCUCUUCGCAGGUUUUGUACGACCUGGAGGCGGGGCUUUAUUUUUAAUAGCUAAAACGUCGAGGUUUUUUUUUUUUUUGUACCGAUGUAACAGUUCCAUGGGAUACGUAUAGGUGGUGCAUAUGGGUCUAAACUUGCCUCUCCUUCCUCGCUCGUGGGAUUUCUCAUCUGCCUGUGGCUCUUUCGCUGGCCCUUGAGCCCAAGAGGCAGUGGAUAGGUAAUCUCACGACACACUGCGAAGCCGCGCAGCAGCGUUGGGAGGGGGGAAGCAAAAGAGAAAAGGUGCUAUCGAGCCCUACAUUUUCUCCUCCCACUUGUUCCGCAUUGUCUCCUCUCUUCCCUGCCUUCCCCACUCCGUAUGGUGUGGCUCUCUCCGAACACCGGUGUAACAACGCCUUCUUCCUCCUCCCUUGCAAGGUGACUGCACAGACGGGGCUGUGUCAAGGGUGUGCCUUUGGGUUGUCCGUGGAGGUGCUAGCUGUGGGGAAGCGGGCUCGUUUCACCCUCCCCAGCUCGAUUUGGGAGGACAGCUGAGCUGCCUGGGCGUAGGAGGCUGCUCUGCAAGCUGCCCCCUCCUUUCUCACCCCCCGCACGCUCAGACAGCGUUAAAACACAGGCGGCUGACGAUGCCUGGGGAGUGGGUGAGAACUCUCCGUACAGCUUGAAUGGCUCCCUGUCAGUUCUUGGGGGUGUUGCAAGCGCUGUGUACUUGCAGCAUCUUGUUUGGAGGCUGGCAGGGGAAGGAGGCUCCAUGUGAGAUAUCACUUGGUCAUCAGAAACCUAACGUCUUUUUGGACUUGCAUUUUUAGCCCGUUUCAUCUUUUAAAGCUGUCAGUGUUGGAGGAUGAACGUAAUUGGAUGUUACGUAUGUGGCUUGUUUAUAUGAAUCUGUGGAACUGUGGUUUUUUUUACAAUAAAAAUAUACUAAAUUGUC
This is a messenger RNA of Cygnus olor (mute swan), 1713 nucleotides long. It is a transcript of the gene DNAL4, whose product is annotated as dynein axonemal light chain 4. Gene Ontology annotation, biological process: microtubule-based process. The record is from RefSeq and is a predicted model, not a curated record. Bases 414 to 734 code for a protein of 106 amino acids. Gene Ontology annotation, cellular component: dynein complex. Gene Ontology annotation, molecular function: dynein light intermediate chain binding; dynein intermediate chain binding. Lineage: Eukaryota; Metazoa; Chordata; Aves; Anseriformes; Anatidae. The transcript has 4 exons.